GCGGCCGCUCAUUCGUUUAUUGACAGCUGAAACUGUCAACAAACGGGAAUACUGCUCGUAUCAAUACGACCGACCAGCCGGCGAACUGUGCCACCAUUCACACUCACGACGAAACGCGGAUAGCACGUGGCUGUCUAAUAUUAGAGCGACUACGCUUCUAAACAUCGCGCAGUAUUAUUUAGUGUUCGCCCACAUGGACAAGUCUGUCGGCUUAUAAUAUAUAAAUGUUUAUUUUAAACGAUUUUGGAACAACCAGCAAUGACCAUCAGCCUCAAGUGGAGAGAAUAUGUGGCCGCCCUCAGUGCAACUUUAAUAACGGCGGCGGCUGGCACGACUGUCGGGUGGACCUCGCCGACCCUACCGAUACUCCUGGCCAAAGAUUCUCCUAUACAAACAUCAGCCGAUCAGAGCUCAUGGAUCGCCUCGCUUAUGAUUCUGUUUUCAGCCGUCAGUCCUAUUCCCGCCUCGUAUCUCGCAGACAGAAUAGGCACAAAACGGACGCUGCUUCUAGCUGCCAUUCCUUACAUCAUUGGCUGGAUCCUCGUUAUGCUGGCGGCUAAUGUCCCCACCAUAUAUGCCGCACGCCUUAUCUCUGGCCUCGGCUACGGAAUCGCAUACACAGCUGCCCCUAUGUAUCUCGGUGAAAUAGCUUCAAAUGAAGUACGAGGAGCCAUGGCUACACUUAUCACUGUGAUGUCGAAGUUCGGAAUCCUGUCCCAGUACUGCAUUGGACCAUACGUUUCCAUGUUGGGGUUAGCGAGCUUCAAUAUAGCAAUACCAAUACUUUUUGUGGUUACAUUCAGCACAAUGCCAGAAUCGCCAUAUUAUUAUAUUAAAACAGGAGACACAAACAGAGCCGAGAAGUCAUUGAAACAACUUCGAGGAAGAUAUUAUAUUAACGAAGAAUUAGAAAGUAUGACUCAUUUGGUCAACGAAAAUAUGAAAGAUAAAAGUCGUUGGAAAGACUUGUUCGUUGUUGGUGGAAAUAGAAAAGGGCUUAUUUUAUUAUUCGGAAUAUAUUUUACUCAACAAUUUUGUGGGAGUACCGCUAUAAUAUCGUAUGCUCAACAAAUAUUUGGUGCUGCUGAAGGCGGCUUAGGAGCUAAGGAGUCUUGCAUAUUAUUUGGCACAGUGCAGUUGCUGACGUCAGCGAUAUCUUCACAAUUAGUGGAUAGGUUAGGGAGAAAGCCACUUCUAUUGGUGUCGUCGUGUGGAGUUGGACUGGCAAAUGUAAUUAUAGGCGCAUAUUUUUUUAUGAAAUAUGAAAACAAUGAGCUCGUUUCUGCUUUGAAGUUCAUUCCUAUCGUUGUGAUACCAAUUUUCAUAUUUUCAUAUACCAUAGGAUUAGCUACUGUACCUUUCGCUAUAACAUCAGAAAUAUUUCCAACGAACAUAAAGUCAAAAGCGACUUGUGUUAUUCAAAUAUUUGUAGCAUUAAUGACAUUUGCUGUUACAAAGUUGUAUCAAGUGAUUGCAGACAAUUUAGGAAAUUAUGUUGCGUUUUGGUGUUUUGGGUUAUUAUCAAUGGGAGGUGUUGUUUUUAUAUUAAUAUUACUACCGGAAACAAAAGGUCAGUCGUUCGCUGCUAUACAAGAAAAGUUACACUCGAAUGACAAAGUUAAAUAUGAAAAACGAGAUGACCACGCGGGAAGCGUCAGAAUUUUGUGAUAACAUAUUUAUAUAGUACAACGUCUUUAAUUAAUGUAAUAGUAACUUGUACUUAAUAUUAUUUACAUUUCCGUCCAUCAUAAUGUCUUAAUCAUUCCGAUGUUUCAAUAUAGCUUGCGUUAGAUCUGAGAACGAGAAAUGAACAUCACGCUUCAUAAUUAUUUUAAUACAAGAAAUAUGUUUAAUUACUCCAAUAAUAAAUAUAGGUUCUUUUUUAAAUUACGUUAUAACGAAACCUUAGCAUUAUAACGUAAUAAUUAACCUACCUGUUACUGUUAAAACUUUACCUCCAAUUUUAAGGAAAGGUAAUAAGUAAAAACGUUUUGUUUUACAUAUUUAUCAAGCAAUUGUUAUUUUCAUUAAAUAUAUUUAUAUAUAAUAGAUUUGUAGAAACAAUAGUAUAUUUAAAUGUUUGCGUUAUCUCUUUAGCGGUUGGAGUUAUUGAAGUAUUCCAAUAACUCACCGUGUGGUAUGAAUGUAAGUACUAAAGCCUUGCCAAAUUACAAUAGAAAAUAAAUCUAGAGCCUAUUCCAACCACAAGAGGAGUGAACACAAAUAAACAACUUUGACAUUGAAUUGACGUGAUAUCAUUAGUCGAGGUCUCGAAUAGUCUAUGAUUUUAAUUAUGAAUUCGCGAAAAAAUGCCGCUUUAAAUGUCGGCGAAUUUGUUGAAACUUUUGAUGGAAAAUUAAAGUGGUUAUAAAUAGUUCAGUGGAAUUAUAUUGUAAUAUAAUUAAAGAUACAUUGAACAAGAAGUUUUAGAAUUUUAUCAAAAAGUAAUAAUUAAUUAAUGUUUUAAAAGUGUAAAAUGACAACGUGAUUGAAGUGCCUGUGUAGUAUAAAAAUCCCUAAAUUAAUUAAGAAAAAUAAUUAUAGUCAAAAAGUAAUAUAUUGGCAAAUCGCAUAGAAUACGUAAAUAAGAUUUGUUUAUCUUAACUCCUUCUUCGGUUAGAAUAGGCUUUAGCUAAAUAGUGAAUCUCUUCCAUAAAUUUACACAUAAGUUUUGUACUUAUAAAAUGAGGAUGCGUCUGUCCUUAAAGCCAAUAAUAAUUUGAUAUAAUAAUAUGCAUUAUAAUCGAUUAUGUACUUAAGUGUAUUUUAUUUAUUGAGUAAUAAUAAUGUUAAAAUACAUUAAUUGUGAUAUAAAGUCUCGCCUCGUUUGUGUAUUUUAAAAAUACGAUGAAUAAACUUAGAAUACAAAAUAGUUAGUAUAUAACAAUAUUAAAUAGUGAAUGCAUUUUUAAAUUGUGAUGUUCAAUCAUUCCCAGUGCCUUAAUGUCAAGUGCCAUUUAAAUAUUUGGUAUAAUUUUAUAAAUACAUGUUACAAGCGUCCAAAUAUUUUUAAUAUUAAUAUAUUACAAAUUUUUUAGUAUA
Messenger RNA from Nymphalis io (European peacock), 3042 nucleotides. Its product is annotated as facilitated trehalose transporter Tret1-like. NCBI's taxonomy places the organism in Eukaryota, Metazoa, Arthropoda, Insecta, Lepidoptera, Nymphalidae. The transcript is spliced from 4 exons. Bases 259 to 1668 code for a protein of 469 amino acids. The record is from RefSeq and is a predicted model, not a curated record. Gene Ontology annotation, biological process: transmembrane transport. Gene Ontology annotation, molecular function: transmembrane transporter activity. Gene Ontology annotation, cellular component: membrane.